Purpureocillium lilacinum is the source of this 1365-nucleotide messenger RNA. RefSeq lists its product as uncharacterized. Gene Ontology annotation, biological process: oxalate metabolic process. NCBI's taxonomy places the organism in Eukaryota, Fungi, Ascomycota, Sordariomycetes, Hypocreales, Ophiocordycipitaceae. Gene Ontology annotation, cellular component: outer membrane-bounded periplasmic space. The record is from RefSeq and is a predicted model, not a curated record.
AUGAAGCUCUCGACGAGCCAAUUGCUCCUGGCGGGCAUGUGCGCCGCGCUGCCGCACUACGACAGCCCGCGCCAGCGCCUCCUCAACGGCCUCGACAUCCCCGACAAGUUCCUCGGCAAGGCCAGCAAGGCGGCGAACACUAACGGGCGGCCAUACACGCCGGGCCACCGCGACCCCUACGACUCCAAGGUCGACCCCAUCGGCGAGGACCUCGACCCGCGGCCCUGGCGCAACGGCCUCGGCGCCUCCGUCCUGGGGCCGUACAACCGCGACCGCUCGCGCCAGAGCCCGGACAUGAUCCGCCCGCCGAGCACCGACCACGGCAACGUCGCCAACAUGCGCUGGAGCUUUACCGACUCGCACACGCGCAUCGAGGAAGGCGGCUGGACCCGCCAGACGACGGUGCGCGAGCUGCCCACCAGCGUCGAGCUGGCCGGCGUCAACAUGCGCCUCGACAGCGGCGUCAUCCGCGAGCUGCACUGGCACAAGGAGGCCGAGUGGGCCUACGUCCUCGACGGCGAGGUCCGCGUCACGGCCCUCGACUACGAGGGCGGCAACUUCAUCGACGACCUCAAGAAGGGCGACCUGUGGUACUUCCCCAGCGGCGUCCCCCACUCCCUGCAGGGCCUGGGCGAGAACGGCACCGAGUUCCUGCUCAUCUUUGACGACGGCCACUUUUCCGAGGAGUCGACCUUUAUCCUGACGGACUGGCUGGCCCACACCCCCAAGUCGGUCAUCGCCGAAAACUUCCACCUCGACCCCGAGGUCUUCAAGCACCUGCCCGCGGGCGAAAAGUACAUCUUCCAGGGCUCCAAGCCCGGCUCCAUUGACGAGGAGCGCCCCACGGGCAAGCACGUCAAGAAGAGCAAGUACAACUUCACGCACCGCAUGCUGGACCAGGAGCCCAAGAAGACGAGCGGCGGCGAGGUGCGCAUCGCCGACUCGACCAACUUCCCCCUCUCCAAGACGGUCGCCGCCGCGCACGCCAUCAUCGAGCCGGGCGCCCUGCGCGAGAUGCACUGGCACCCCAUGGCCGACGAGUGGUCCUUCUUCAUCCGCGGCCGCGCCCGCGUCACCAUCUUCGCCGCCGAGGGCAACGCCCGCACCUUCGACUACAUGCCCGGCGACGUCGGCAUCGUCCCCAAGAACAUGGGCCACUUUGUCGAGAACAUUGGCGACGAGCCCGUCGAGAUGCUCGAGAUCUUCCGCUCCGACCAGUUCCGCGACUUUUCGCUCUUCCAGUGGAUGGGUGAGACGCCCCAGCGCAUGGUCCUCGACCACCUGUUUGCCGACGACAAGGAGGCGGGCGAGAAGUUUUGGAAGGAGGUUCAGGACGCAAAGAAGGACGAGAUCACCAAGCCCUGA